Parnassius mnemosyne (clouded apollo) is the source of this 537-nucleotide messenger RNA. The record is from the annotation of a GenBank genome assembly. Lineage: Eukaryota; Metazoa; Arthropoda; Insecta; Lepidoptera; Papilionidae.
AUGGUCAACUACAAGCGCGUGGUCUGCGAGGUGGUCAUCCUAGCGGCGGUUGCAGCUGUCAGCAUUGCCGCGCCUGCUGCCAACUGUCCGGACAGGCACUUUGACCAAAGACAAAAUGGUACGGAGAACUAUCGGCUAAAUAUCGACGGCGUUGUUAUCGCGGUGGCUCCAGCUGAAUCGUUUCUCGCAGCUGCUUCUGACAUUGACUUAAGUGACCUCCUCGAUUUAGAGGAUUUCGGUGACGUGCCAGUCCAUAAGCCAAAACCUCCAUCUAACAGUGAUCUAAAUAAACCGGAAGACACGAAGCCACAAGACUCAAAGCGAGAGGCACCAGUAAAGCCUGCAGAUGGGCCUGUGAAACCAGCAGAUGCACCUGGUAAACCAGUAGAGGCGCCGCUAAGUGACGUAUCACUUAGCUCCGAACUUAAAAGCCAGAGAAAGGACUCGAGUGUAAGAAAACAGGAGAAGGCUCAAAGGUUGAAACAGAGGCUCGCUAAUAUGUUGAUACCUUUGCUGCGAAGAACCCGCCAUCAUUAG